Messenger RNA from Arabidopsis lyrata subsp. lyrata, 2144 nucleotides. RefSeq names its product protein indeterminate-domain 6, chloroplastic. Lineage: Eukaryota; Viridiplantae; Streptophyta; Magnoliopsida; Brassicales; Brassicaceae. The transcript has 3 exons. The coding region runs from base 466 to 1899 and encodes 477 amino acids. The record is from RefSeq and is a predicted model, not a curated record. Gene Ontology annotation, molecular function: DNA-binding transcription factor activity. Gene Ontology annotation, cellular component: nucleus.
UAUUAAAAGAGAAGAACAACAAAGCAAGAGAGAGAGAAAGAGAGAGAUAGGGUUUUUUGAGGUGUGUGUAUUUGUAUAUUUAUAUAAAUAUAUAAGUGUGGCUUCUUGUUCUUCAUCCUCUAAUAUUAUCAUCAUCAUCUACUUGGUUUCUUUCUCUGUCUCUGAGUUUUAGCUUUUUUAUUGACCUUUUUCUUCUUGGUUUCUUUCUCUGAAUCUCAAGACUAAAAGGGUACAAUAAAAAACAACUUAUACUAUGUCUUCUUUCUAAAACUUACAAAUUAAAUCCAACUCUUUGGAUUUAUAUUUGUUCUCUUUGUUCUCGGAAAUGUCUUCUAGUGAAUUUUUUUUUUUUCAUGUCGUCAAUCUCUAUGGAUUCUUCCUGUUCUUCUAAUUCCCCGCUUUCGUUUUCUUCUGAAUCAUAUUUGAUCUUUAUCUUCUCUCUCAUUUUUUUAAUUAUUUUUCUUUAUGGAUCUUUGUAGCUUUAGCAAAAUCCGACCAGCUGAGAAGAUGUCUUCAUCGUACAACACAAUUGCUUCAUCCUCCGCUCAGACCUUCCUCCUCUCAGGUGCCGCUUCCGGAGCCAGACCAAACAACUUUAACCGUGAAGAGGCUGCGAGGACCAUGAUUCAACAACCCAACUCCUCCGUUACUCCACCACCCAAGAAGCGUAGGAACCAACCCGGAAACCCAAAUCCAGAUGCUGAAGUGAUAGCGUUAUCUCCAAAGACGAUAAUGGCGACGAACAGAUUCCUAUGUGAAGUGUGCAACAAAGGGUUCCAAAGGGAACAGAAUCUGCAGCUUCACAGGAGGGGACACAACCUUCCAUGGAAGCUGAAACAAAAGUCCAACAAAGAAGUGAGGAGGAAGGUGUACCUUUGCCCGGAGGCCUCGUGCGUCCACCAUGACCCGGCACGUGCUCUCGGAGACCUCACCGGAAUCAAGAAGCAUUACUAUCGGAAGCACGGUGAGAAGAAGUGGAAGUGCGACAAAUGCUCUAAGCGUUACGCUGUUCAAUCUGAUUGGAAAGCUCACUCUAAGACCUGUGGUACCAAAGAGUAUCGAUGUGACUGUGGUACCAUCUUCUCUAGGAGAGACAGUUACAUUACGCACCGGGCAUUCUGUGAUGCACUAAUACAGGAGUCAGCAAGAAACCCUACCGUGAGCUUCACGGCAAUGGCACCUGCUGCUGGUGGCGGCACCAGAAAUGGCUUUUACGGCGGAGCUUCUGCUGCUCUCUCUCACAACCAUUUCGGCAACAAUUCAAACUCCGGUUUUACCCCUCUAGCUGCAGGUUACAAUCUGAACCGUUCAUCUUCCGACAAGUUCGAAGACUUCGUUCCUCAGUCCACAAACCCUAAUCCCGGUCCGACCAACUUCCUCAUGCAAUGCUCUCCGAACCAAGGACUGUUAGCCCAGAACAAUCAGAGUCUCAUGAACCAGCACGGUCUGAUCAGCCUCGGUGAUAACACCAACCACAACUUGUUCAACAUCGGAUACUUUCAAGACACCAAGAACUCUGAUCAGAUAGGUGUUCCUUCUCUUUUCACCAAUGGUGCUGAUAACAACGACCCAUCUGCUUUCCUUAGAGGGUUAACUUCUUCAUCUUCUCCAACUGUGGUCGUUAAUGACUUUGGAGAUAGUGAUAAUGGAAACCUUCAAGGUCUGAUGAACUCUCUAGCUGCGACAACAGAUCAACAAGGCCGGCCCACUAGCCUUCUCGACCUUCAUUUCGGAAACAAUCUUAGCAUGGGAGGUGCGGAUAGGUUGACUUUGGACUUUCUUGGUGUUAAUGGAGGAAUUGUGAGCACCGUCAAUGGUCGUGGUGGUCGUAGUGGUGGACCUCCUCUGGACGCUGAGAUGAAGUUUUCACACCCAACUCAUCCAUUUGGCAAAGCUUGAGAUGAUCGUCUAUCUAUCUCCAAAUCAUCAUCGUCUAGAUAUGCUAUUAAGUUCCUUGGAGAUUUUUAUUUUAAAUUUUAAGCUUUCUUUCGUUUGCUGUUUUCGAUCAUUAAGGGUAAGGAUUUAGCUUUGGGAUCUCUCAUUAUAGGUUUCUUAAGCUUUUUUUUUUUUUUUUAUAAUGUCAUGGUGGAAGGCUCGAACUGGAGUUUUUCCUUAAUAAUAUAAAUCUCUAAUUAUAUAUUUCA